AUGAUUGGAGUGGGGGCAUGCCCGUCGGCUGAGUGCCCGCGGGCGCCCGUUGCCCGCGGGCAGCAUUUUGCCCAUCCCUGGGGUAUAGGUUGGCUUCCCAAAAGAGAUGCAUUGUAUUUCACAACCCCGAAAGGUCAUAGGGAGGAUCGGAUUACUAAGCGAACCAUACUGUCUGAAAUGGCUCGAUUAUUUGACCCUCUGGGUUUGGUAGGCCCCAUAACGACGUCCGCGAAAAUACUGAUGCAGAGUCUAUGGAUUGACAAAAUAGGUUGGGAUGAUUCAGUUCCGAUGCAUAUUCAAACUUCUUGGUCAACGUUCAGGUCGCAGUUGUCCGAGUUGAGUUCCAUAGAAAUACCGAGGCUGAUGCAGGGCUUCGACGCGUGUCAGGUUCGUUUACAUGGAUUUAGUGAUGCGAGCGAGAGAGCAUAUGGAGCUUGCGUGUAUGUGGUGUGUCGGCACUCCAAUCAUAACGUUGGUUCCACACUGGUGUGUUCUAAGUCCCGAGUCGCGCCUUUAAAGGCCAUAUCCCUACCAAGGUUGGAAUUGUGUGGGGCAUUGUUGUUAGUUAAAUUGAUGAAAAAGGUCGCGGAAGCCGUGAAGGUUGACAUUUCAGAGAGGCACUAUUGGACGGAUUCCAAAAUAGUUUUAGCUUGGAUAGGUUCGCCUUCCAGGAGGUGGCAAACAUUUGUGGCGAAUAGGGUGAGCGAGAUUCAGGAUAGUUCGUCUCCAAACGAGUGGCACCACGUAAAGUCACGGGAUAAUCCUGCCGACAUGAUAUCUAGAGGGUCAACUCCCGCGCAGUUGAAUAGCUCUACGUUAUGGUGGGAAGGUCCGAGUUGGUUAAAAACUGAGACUGAUUUUUCAGAAACUGAAAGCCGUGGUGCGGAUCUGGACGGUAUACCCGAAGAGCGCAAGGUGGCGUCGAUGGCGAUAGCUAUAGUUAGUAAUACCGUCGUGGAAUUCGACAAGUUUUCUUCCUACUCUAAGUUGUUGCGUGUCGUGGUUUACGUAUUGAGAUUCAUAAGCGGUUUGAGAAAGCGCGCUAGCACGGAUGCGACGGAAUAUAUUUCCUCGGUAGAGUUAAGGGAGGCGCGAAAUGUAAUAAUUAGAUUAGUCCAAGCAGCGGCUUGGAAAGACGAAAUCCGUAAAUUAAGCGAUGACCAGGCGAUCAAUAGAAACUCUAAGUUAAUUGGUUUGAAACCAUACAUAGGCAAGGAUAAGCUCGUGAGGGUGGGCGGAAGGUUAGAUGGUUCGUCGUUGGAUGAGAACGCGAAGCACCCACUGAUUAUUCCGUCCGAGCAUUACGUCAACAAACUAAUUGUUAUGGAGAAACAUAAUAAGUGUUUCCAUGCUGGGCCUACGGCUACGUUGGCGGCAGUAAGGUGUGAGUUCUGGCCGAUUUCCGGGCUAAGCGUCGUGAAGAGGCAUUUGAGAAAUUGUGUGGUGUGUCGCAAGGCGGACCCGAUGCCAUAUCAGCAGCUGAUGGGGCAACUUCCGGAGGCGCGAGUGCAAGUGUCAAGACCAUUUGCAAGGGUAGGAGUGGACUACUGUGGACCCUUAUUCGUGAGAGACCGUGUGAGAAGAAACAGUAAGCAGUACAAGGCUUACGUGGCUGUAUACGUGUGCAUGGCAACGAAGGCGGUCCACAUCGAACUAGUGGACGACAUGACCACUCAGGCGUUCUUAGGAUCCCUGAAGCGAUUUACGGCGAGACGAGGAUUACCGUCGGACAUUUAUUCCGAUAAUGGCAGGAACUUCGUCGGGGCAGAAAGAGAGAUCCAACGAAUUCUCAACGAUCCUCAAUUUAAGAAGAGGAUCCCUGAUCUCUGUUCCGUCGAGGGUGUGAACUGGCAUUUCAUCCCAGCUAGAGCACCGCACUUCGGCGGUCUCUGGGAGGCGGCAGUCAAGACUAUGAAGCGACAUCUAAAACGAACAAUAGGAGAGGCGUCGCUCACUGUAAGCGAGAUGAUUACGGUCUUAACCCAAAUCGAGGCGAUCAUGAACUCGAGACCUAUCACUCCGCUUUCUGAUGAUCCGCGGGAUUUGGAGGCGUUGACUCCCGCGCAUUUUCUUAUUGGCAGUUCGAUGGCAGCGUUACCUGAACACGAUCUACAGGAGGUACCGACGUCUAAACUGUCCAGAUGGCAGCACAUCGAACAACUCCGUCAAAGGUUUUGGUCGCGAUGGUCGCGGGAAUAUCUGUCCGCGUGCCAGCAGCGAUCCAAGUGGAAAACUUUAAAGCGCGAAACAAUACGCGCGGGACAGCUAGUGAUGCUAAAGGAAGACGAGGCGAUGCCGUACAAAUGGACGAUGGCGAGGGUGUUGGAGACGCAUCCGGGCGUCGACGGAGUGGUGCGCGCCGUAACGUUGCGUACUGCUAAGGGGCAAUAUAAAAGGCCCAUAGUAAAGUUAGCACCUGUGCCUUGUGACUAA
Molecule: messenger RNA, 2433 nt
Organism: Vollenhovia emeryi
Lineage: Eukaryota; Metazoa; Arthropoda; Insecta; Hymenoptera; Formicidae
Exons: 1
Coding region: 1-2433 (810 amino acids)
Biological process (GO): DNA integration
Molecular function (GO): nucleic acid binding
Source: RefSeq, a predicted model, not a curated record